Molecule: messenger RNA, 1490 nt
Organism: Saitoella complicata NRRL Y-17804
Lineage: Eukaryota; Fungi; Ascomycota; Saitoellomycetes; Saitoellales; Saitoellaceae
Product: DUF89-domain-containing protein
Exons: 2
Coding region: 40-1401 (453 amino acids)
Biological process (GO): DNA damage response
Cellular component (GO): nucleus; cytoplasm
Molecular function (GO): phosphatase activity
Source: RefSeq, a predicted model, not a curated record
CACCACCAAAUCAUCCCUCGACAAAAACCAUCAUUCAAGAUGACUGUCGAUUUCUCCAAGCUCGAUGCCCCGCUCCCCUUCUACUUGACUUCCGACAAGAAGUCCUUUGCAUGGCCCUCCGUGGUCGAGCGCUACCCAAUCAUCCUAACCCAAGCGAUUGAUGACAUGCACCGCACCAUCUCCUCUCUCCCCGCCGACUCCCCCAAGCUGCCCGAAGGCAAGAAGAUCAUUGCGGGUAUCGCGGCUCUCAAACACGAGGAACAACACGACCGCGUCCUCACUCCCCUCCCAGACGACGGUGACGCGGACGUCAAGGAUUACAACGAUGAGCUCAAGUAUUGGAAUGAGAGGGAGGGAAGGGAGAUUACGUGGUUUUCGGGGCCGUGGCUGUAUGUUGAGUGUUAUCUGUACAGAAGGUUGCACUCGUUGUUCGCGCAGUCCGAGCACUGGAAAUCCUAUGACCUGUUCCACAGACAGAAAACCGACACCUUCCGCUCCUCCGCCGCCGCCGUCAACGAACUUGCCGUCCGUUUUGGCGAGCUCGUCCGUGAUCUCGAGAGCCACAAGGGCCUCACCCGCGACGCGGAGGCACAAAAGCUCCUCUUCCUCGAAAUGGCACAGAUCUCCUUGUGGGGUAACGCAACCGAUCUGUCACUAUUGACAAACCUCUCGUACGAAGACAUCCAAAAACUCCAAGGAAAAGAAGCAAUCGCCAAAUCCGCCGCCAACAUCCUCGUCAACAACCUCGACAAAGCCUGGGGUUUCAUCUCGCAGCUCAAAGGUGGCCGCAUCGAUUUUGUGCUCGAUAAUGCCGGAUUCGAGUUGUUUGCGGAUUUGAUCUUCGCGACAUACCUCCUCGAGACAAACCACGCACAAACCAUCGUCCUACACCCCAAGGAUUUCGGCUGGUUCGUUUCAGACGUUCUCCCAGCCGAUGUCGCACACUGUUUCUCACAACUCCGUGACUCGACAUUCUUCACACCCGAGGACAGGUCCGCAAUGGACUUCCUGAUCGAACGCUGGAUGGAGCAUUACGCAGAAGGCCGUAUCGUCAUCCGUCCCAACCACUUCUGGACAACCGGUCACUCAUACUGGCGUCUCCCAACCUGCGCCCCCGAACUGCACGCCGACCUGCAGGAAUCCGACCUCGUCAUCUUCAAAGGUGACCUCAAUUUCCGUAAGUUGACUGGUGACGCGAUGUGGCCCCGUACAACCCCAUGGACGAACGCAAUCGGACCCUUGGCGACGAGCGGAUUAAGGACGUUGUCGUUGAGGACUGCGAAGGCGGAUGUUAUGGUGGGCUUGAGGGAGGGGCUUGAGGAGGAGUUGGAUCAGAAGGAUACGAAGUGGGCUGUGAAUGGGAAGUUUGCGGUUGUGUUUUAUCAUGAUGCGAAGAAGUAGAGGACCCUACACACAAGGGGUAAAACAGGCGAUUUAAAAAGAUGCUAGAGGAUGUGAUAGAAAGAUCAUAUGCAGAUUAUGAUGUUGAC